UGGCCUCAGCUCUUGCCCGGUGGUCUCGUACCCCCAGAAGAGAACAAAAUUGAAUUAAAAAAAUGUCAUGGUUGGCUCACUCUUUGGCAAACUCUCUCCGACUCGAACUCGACGGCGACGACGACGGCGACGGAGCCGAUGAAUACGAUGAUGAAGAAAACAACGUCGAACCUCAUCGUUCUCACGUCUCGCCAACUCAUUCGCCCGGAAACGAUCAACGUUAUCAUCAGCGGCAACCGCACCAAACGCAAGACGAUGAAUUUGAAUCAGACAAUGAUGCGCAACUUCGAGGAGUCAAAGAGGACCUUGACGAAUUGAAGCAAGCCCUAACUCGCCAAUUUUGGGGAGUGGCUUCUUUCCUAGCUCCGACCCCAACAAACUCCCACCCUCCUUCUAAACAGACGUUUUCUGAUCCCGCGGCAUUAACCGGUAAUCAAUCGGAGCCAUCUGAUCAAUGUGCUUCUGGAAGUGGUGAAGGAAUUGAUGUGCACGAUGGCCUUGGAAUUUCCUGGAUUGGGCGUGAAGAAAUUGAAGGUCGAUUCCGUAAUGAAGUUCCAGGAGUUUCGUUUACGGCUUCGGAUUUGAGUUCGCAUGGCCCGGAGUAUGUUGAGAAUGGGGAAUUUGAAAUGGAUGAGCCUGAUCUUAAACAAGCAAUUGGAAUUACAGAGGAGGCGUUGACCUUCGCGAGAAAUAUAGCGAUGCAUCCUGAGACGUGGUUGGAUUUCCCUAUUGACGAGGAAGAAGACACUGCUGAUUUUGACAUGUCUGAUGCUCAGCAGGAGCAUGCUUUUGUCAUAGAGAGACUUGCUCCACGGUUAGCUGCACUCAGAAUUGAACUGUGUCCUUGCCAUAUGAGUGAAGGUUACUUUUGGAAAGUCUAUUUUGUACUUUUGCAUUCUAGACUUAAUAAACAAGAUGCUGGAGUCUUGUCUACUCCCCAGGUUAUGACAGCCAGAGCAAUGUGGAUGCAGGAGUUGCAGAAGCAAACCAAGCCUGAAUCUGAAUGGUAUGGUAGAAGCACAUCCUGUGUAAGAGACAUUGCUUCAGAUGAGGAUCUUCGUCCUAGCAUAUCUGAUUAUACCAUGUCUCAUGGGACACAUGGAUACGAACCAAUCAGUUGUCCCACAGUAGUGGAUUAUGAGUCUGAGAAGCACACCAUUGAAAGUUCUGAAACAGUUUUUACUGAUAAGUCUGUCAUUGAGGAAAAACCAAUUGUUAAAACUGAUGACAAGGGAUUAACAAGUGAUAGAUCUUCAAAAAUUGCCGUUUCAAACCAUGAAGAUGGUGAGGAUGAAUGGCCUGAGGAAGAUUCUGAAUUGGAGGGAACCAUCAUCCCAAUGGUUAAUGAAGACAUAUCUUUCAGUGAUCUCGAAGAUGAUGAUUAUGGCAUAAAACAUGUUAAAUCCAAAACAGAUCCAAAGACAAUAUGAAAUUUCAAUGCAAAAUACAUGUCUGUUGUGGAAGUGAGAACACUGCAGUGUCCCUGGUGUCGGGGGUUAAAAAGCUGGCAGUGGUGUCUUGGGCACCAAGACAAGGUCAGGGACAUUCUGGUUUCACUAUAUAAUGAUGUAGAAACAUUUGUCGGAACAUCGCACGAAAUAUUGACAUAUCCAAGUGUAAAUUCAAAACCACAUUCGUCCUUGUCUUCAAUUGUUCAUAAGAGUGAAUAUCCAACUGGAACAUAAGAUGGAUGUUUGAAGCCAGAACCAUAUUUUCGGCUAAUUAGACUUGGAAACUUUAUUAGCGGAGUUCAGGAUAAUACUUGGCUUGAACAGAUCUCAACAAUGCUGUUGCUACCAGCGAACCGAAAAUUUGUGUUUGAUGUCACCGGGAGAGUGACAUUGGAAACAGUUAAAUCGUUCAUGGAGUUUCUGUUAUGGAGGAUAACAGAUUGAAUGAAAAGUUCAUGAUGAGACUUUUGGCAAAGGAUUGGUACUUGUCAGAUACGCGGGCGCCAUCUUGCAAUGUGUUUACAUAUUCUUGGUGGUAGUAAGAUUGUGGUGCUUGCCUGGUUUGAUGAUUAUUUCAAACUGAUAAAGUGCAGUGCUUUUGGAAUCUAAGGACAACAAAAAUUGGAUGUUAAACGCAUAUGUCCUUUCCAGGACUUUUAAAUGGAGUUGCGCUUGGCAAUAAUGUUUAGCUGUCUCCUUUGCCAUACUGAAAAUCUGAAAUGGUUUGAUUAGUGUUUAAUGCUCUUAAUGUUUAAUAUGAUGCAUGCAUGCAAUAUUUGUUGAGUUCAAUGUCUCAUUGUGCAAAAAUUAGGGUCAAUCUUUAGAACGUAUCGAGGGAAGUCAAAAGAACUAAACCAAGCAGCUCUAUAAUUGUCAUUUUAUGGACAAUCCAUGUAGAUCUAUGUAUAAAAUGAAUGUGUUGCUCUA
Neltuma alba is the source of this 2378-nucleotide messenger RNA. RefSeq lists its product as uncharacterized. The record is from RefSeq and is a predicted model, not a curated record. NCBI's taxonomy places the organism in Eukaryota, Viridiplantae, Streptophyta, Magnoliopsida, Fabales, Fabaceae. Bases 63 to 1430 code for a protein of 455 amino acids. The transcript is spliced from 3 exons.